This is a messenger RNA of Capsella rubella, 1227 nucleotides long. Its product is annotated as receptor for activated C kinase 1B. The record is from RefSeq and is a predicted model, not a curated record. Gene Ontology annotation, biological process: positive regulation of protein phosphorylation; rescue of stalled cytosolic ribosome. Gene Ontology annotation, molecular function: ribosome binding; protein kinase C binding; translation regulator activity. Gene Ontology annotation, cellular component: nucleus; cytosol. The transcript has 2 exons. Lineage: Eukaryota; Viridiplantae; Streptophyta; Magnoliopsida; Brassicales; Brassicaceae. The coding region runs from base 56 to 1036 and encodes 326 amino acids.
UCCCUCUGUGUCGUCGCCUCACGAAACCCUAAAUCCUAUUCUCAAACCCUAAACCAUGGCUGAGGGACUCGUGUUGAAAGGCACAAUGUGUGCCCACACCGAUAUGGUCACCGCCAUCGCCACUCCGGUCGAUAAUUCCGACGUUAUCGUCACCUCGUCGCGUGACAAAUCAAUCAUCCUCUGGAAACUGACAAAGGAAGACAAGUCUUACGGUGUUGCUCAGCGUAGGAUGACUGGCCACUCUCACUUCGUCGAAGACGUUGUUCUCUCCUCCGAUGGACAAUUCGCUCUCUCAGGGAGCUGGGACGGUGAGCUCCGUCUCUGGGAUCUCGCCACCGGAGAAUCUACUCGUCGCUUCGUUGGUCACAAGAAGGAUGUUCUCUCUGUAGCUUUCUCUACUGAUAACCGUCAGAUUGUGUCUGCUUCUCGUGAUCGUACGAUUAAGCUUUGGAACACACUUGGUGAGUGCAAGUACACCAUUUCUGAAGGUGAUGGCCACAGUGAUUGGGUUAGCUGUGUGAGGUUUAGUCCUAACACUCAUGAGCCAACCAUUGUAUCUGCUUCUUGGGAUCGUACUGUGAAGGUGUGGAAUCUCCAGAAUUGUAAGCUUAGGAACACUCUUGCUGGUCACUCUGGUUACCUUAACACAGUGGCUGUGUCACCGGAUGGUUCUUUAUGUGCCAGUGGUGGGAAAGAUGGUGUGAUCUUGCUUUGGGAUUUGGCUGAAGGGAAGAAGUUGUAUUCUCUUGAGGCUGGCUCUAUUAUUCAUUCACUUUGCUUUAGUCCCAAUAGGUACUGGUUGUGUGCAGCAACAGAGAAUAGCAUUAGGAUCUGGGAUCUUGAGAGCAAGAGUGUUGUUGAGGAUCUCAAGGUUGAUCUCAAGGUUGAAGCUGAGAAGUCUGAUGGUGCUGUUGGAACCGGAAACAAGACCAAGGUGAUCUACUGCACAAGCUUGAACUGGAGUGCAGAUGGAAACACUUUGUUCAGUGGCUACACUGAUGGAAUUAUCAGGGUUUGGGGUAUUGGUCGUUAUUAGAGAUGACAAGUUUAUUUAAUCUCUCCAAUUUUUCCAUCAGACUUUAAAAGUCUUCUCUUCUGAAUUAGUGUUUUGAGGAUUUAUUUUUUGUUCUUUCGAUUUUCGGAAUCCACAAACAUGAUAUUUUGAUCCAUUGGUUCUGUUUUCAUAUUUGUUUUUUUACACUUAUGAGUACAUUGCUUAGAAUAUUA